Molecule: messenger RNA, 573 nt
Organism: Xiphias gladius (swordfish)
Lineage: Eukaryota; Metazoa; Chordata; Actinopteri; Istiophoriformes; Xiphiidae
Gene: ndufb6
Product: NADH:ubiquinone oxidoreductase subunit B
Exons: 4
Coding region: 108-491 (127 amino acids)
Biological process (GO): mitochondrial electron transport, NADH to ubiquinone; mitochondrial ATP synthesis coupled electron transport
Source: RefSeq, a predicted model, not a curated record
CCAUCUGGGUCACGUUUCCGCUUCUUCUUCUUCGCUUUACUGCUAAGGGAAGUGUCCUCCAUGGUGUCAUUGUGGGUCUGUUGAGGUUGAACAUCUACAAAUAAGCAAUGUCUGGGUACACACCAGACGGGAAGCUCCGUUUCGAGCAGCUUUCGAAGCUCCGCAGGCAGUGGCUGAAGGACCAGGAGCUCAGCCCGAGGGAGCCCGUGGUACAAGCUAAACCUUCCGGCGCCGUCGCAAGGUUCUGGGCUGGCUUUCUGGAGCCCAAGAGCCUGUGGAGGCUUUACACGUACAAAGCAUAUAGAGGUGGAGUUUUCACAUUAACACGGCUGUUGAUACCUGCUUGGAUUGUUCACUACUACGUCAAAUACCAUGUUGCUCAAAGGCCAUAUGGUAUUGUGGAAUUGAAACCCAAGCUGUUCCCAGGUGACACGAUUCUGGAGACAGGCGAAGUUGUUCCAGAUCUCCCUGAGAGUCAUGGUCAUCACUGAAGUUGAAAUAUUUCAAUAAUUUCAUUGAGUUUCUGUUGUAAAAACUGUGUAUAUGCCAAUAAAAUAUUACAUCGUCACAUCA